This is a messenger RNA of Drosophila takahashii, 228 nucleotides long. RefSeq lists its product as uncharacterized. NCBI's taxonomy places the organism in Eukaryota, Metazoa, Arthropoda, Insecta, Diptera, Drosophilidae. The record is from RefSeq and is a predicted model, not a curated record.
AUGGAGUGGUUUUCAAGACUCCUGAUGAUCUUUCAAAUUGCCUGCCUGACCAUCAACUUAGUAUACGGCAUGCACAAUCCAAUGAUGAGAAUCAAAUGCGAUUUGGGAGAGAUUUUAACUUGCAAGUUUUCAUUUCUUCAUAAGUGUUGGAUGUUCGAAUGCGUUUGUCUUCCGGAUCACAUCUAUCUAGGACUCGGAAAUGGUUGCCUGUAUAUCGAAUUCGCCUAA